UUUGUCAAAUGUCAAUGCCAGACGAUUUCUUUUUGCCAUGUUCAGACGGUUCGUUAAAUCCUAAUUUGUAGUUAUGGCUGGUAUACUCUCCGUCUCUUCUCGUAAUUUACCACGGCCGUUACUUAGAAUAGUAAAAAUUUAUUUAAAAAAAAACGUUUCCGAGGUACCCAUUAGACACAAGUCGCUUUACGAAGCCACAAAAUUAGUACAGAGAGCAUGUCGUAUUAGCCACGGCGAUGAUAUAUUUAGGCACAAUUUGCGUUUGGUACCAUUAUCGGUUAGGCACUUUCGUACAUCCGGACCGUCAUUUGAGAUUGUCACUGUAGGUGCGCCAGAUUUCCCCGAUUCAGUGUCUGAGGGUGACAUCAGGUGGCAGAAGAAAGUUGGUGAUAGUGUUAGUACAGAUGAAGUUAUCGCAGAGAUUGAAACGGAUAAAACCGCCUUACCAGUCAUGUCGCCCGGUAACGGCACAAUUGCCGAAGUAUUAGUACAGGAUGGUUCGACGGUUAAGGCUAAAACACCUUUGGCAAAAAUUGACUUAUCCGGCGCAGGCGGUGGUGCUAAACCAGCACCUGCUGCCAAGGCACCCACACCACCACCUUCACCAGCAGCGGCUCCGCCACCGAAACCGGCCGCUACGCCGCCACCACCGCCCCCGCAAGCUCCUCCAUCUGCCCCACCCAAACCAGCUACCGCACCACCAAAACCAGCGGCCCCUGUAUCUGCAAUUCCCGUGGGACCAGCACCUACAAUUCUCAAAGUUCCACCCAAGGAUCCAACGAAGGAAAUUGCCGGCACCCGAACGGAACAUCGAGUUAAGAUGAAUAGGAUGCGGCAAAAAAUCGCGCAGAGAUUAAAAGAAGCACAAAAUGUGAAUGCUAUGCUUACUACAUUUAAUGAGAUUGACAUGACGUCUAUCAUGGAAUUCCGCAAAGCUAACAUGGAUGCUUUCCAAAAGAAAUAUGGUAUUAAACUCGGUUUCAUGUCCGCUUUCUUGAAAGCGUCUGCAUAUGCAUUGCAAGAUCAACCCGUUGUAAAUGCAGUCAUCGAUGCAAAAGGGCAAGAGAUUAUUUACAGAGAUUAUGUUGAUAUUUCUGUUGCUGUUGCAACACCUAAAGGUCUCGUUGUUCCAGUGUUAAGAAACGUGGAAAGUAUGAAUUAUGCAGAAAUUGAACUUGCACUAAACGCACUGGGAGAAAAGGCUAGAAAAGGAGCAAUAACUGUGGAGGAUAUGGACGGAGGUACCUUCACUAUAAGCAACGGUGGUGUUUUCGGCUCCUUGAUGGGCACGCCCAUUAUAAAUCCGCCACAAUCGUCGAUAUUAGGUAUGCAUGGUACUUUUGAACGACCAAUCGCACUUAAGGGACAAGUUGUCAUCAGACCAAUGAUGUACAUCGCGUUGACGUAUGAUCAUAGAUUAAUUGAUGGUCGUGAGGCUGUGUUCUUCCUAAGGAAAAUUAAAGCGGCUGUCGAAGAUCCUCGCAUUAUUGUAGCAGGACUUUAAUGCUGAUUGCAGUACAGAUUUGUUUUUAAAAAAAUUCAAAAUUUACAAUUACCAUGUUCCAUCCCAAAUUGAAAACAUUUGCUUUGUGCACUCUACUUAAUUUGCAACAUCUGUAUUUUUUUUAAGUUUACACCCGUCCUGUAUAAAUUUUUGUUUUGUAUAUGAGACACUAAUAUACAUCGUUAUUUAUUGUUG
This is a messenger RNA of Photinus pyralis (common eastern firefly), 1699 nucleotides long. Its product is annotated as dihydrolipoyllysine-residue succinyltransferase component of 2-oxoglutarate dehydrogenase complex, mitochondrial-like. Gene Ontology annotation, cellular component: oxoglutarate dehydrogenase complex. Gene Ontology annotation, biological process: tricarboxylic acid cycle. The record is from RefSeq and is a predicted model, not a curated record. The transcript has 9 exons. The coding region runs from base 74 to 1504 and encodes 476 amino acids. Lineage: Eukaryota; Metazoa; Arthropoda; Insecta; Coleoptera; Lampyridae. Gene Ontology annotation, molecular function: dihydrolipoyllysine-residue succinyltransferase activity.